CGAUAGAGAGACUUAUGGCACCAUGGUGUGCCCAGCGUGCAAAAGGGCCUGGUUCCACCGGGACUGCAUCCAGGGACAGGCCUUGCGCGCUGGUCUUUUAUGCCUCCACUGCCCCCUCUGCAGAGACAUUAGAGCAUUUCUUCCCCGAAUGUUCAUCAUGGGGAUCCGAGUCCCCUUCAGACAGCCAACAUGGGAGGACAACGAUUCCUUUGCUGAAUUAGGAGAGAGGCACAGCCGGUGCAAUGCCAGAGAGUGCCAUUAUCCAGGAGGCAGGGAGGAGGCAGAGGAAGAGGGGUAAGUCGGGAAGCUGCACCCCGUCUCGGCAAGGGCUCAAAGGAGAAGGAACCAGAAGAGCUCAGCCGGACAAUCCCGAGCUGUGGAGACUUUGCCUUCAGUGCCAUGAACCUGUUUGCUUUCCCAGGCCCUGGGAACUGCUCCUGUGCUCCUCCUGCGCUGCUGAGGGCAGCCACCGGCGCUGCUCCGGCCUGAGAAACGGCACAGCCAGCUGGGAGUGUGACAGCUGUGCUGGUCUGGGCACGGCCUCCAGCCAUGAGGCAGAGUUCAACGGCCCCAGCCCGACCAGCCAGUCAGGACUGGAGCCGGCCCAUGGCUCCGCAGAAUCCGAGGCCAUCAGCCACAGCUCUGGCAGCCCGGUGCCAUCAGGUCUGUCUCCUCCAUCUCCAUCUCGAGAGAGCAGAAAACGCAGCAGCACCACCCAUGCAGCACUGGAGCCAUUGCUGGAACCUUCCUCGCUGGAGAGCAGCAGCCCUGGCACAGAAAGUGAGGCAACAUCAGGGUCAUCAGACAGCAGCUCCCCAGACCCUGAGGACGGCAGCCGUCCUAAAAGUCCUGGACCUGACCAUAGGCAAAGCCGCUCUCGCCAGCAACAUUGGGCCCUGAAUCGAACUGUCCGGUCGAGGAGUCGCCGAGACAGAAACCACAGGACAGGAGCAAGGGCUGAGAGGCCCAGGUGCAGGGGGACACCAUCAGAGACAUCCCCCAGACGCAGCCGCUCUUGGCAACAAGGUCCGGCCCCAAAUCCACCUGUCCGGUCGAGGAGUUGCCGAGACAGGAGCCGCAGGACAGGACCAAGUGCUGAGAGGCCCAGGCGCAGGGGGACACCAUCAGAGGCAUCCCCCCGACGCAACCGCUCUCGCCAGCAAGGUCCGGCCCCAAAUCCACCUGUCCGGUCGAGGAGUCGCCGAGACAGGAGCCACAGGACAGGAGCAAGGGCUGAGAGGCCCAGGUGCAGGGGGACACCAUCAGAGACAUCCCCCAGAUGCAACCGCUCUCGGCAACAAGGUCCGGCCCCAAAUCCACCUGUCCGGUCGAGGAGUCGCCGAGACAGGAGCCACAGGACAGGAGCAAGGGCUGAGAGGCCCAGGUGCAGGGGGACACCAUCAGAGACAUCCCCCAGAUGCAACCGCUCUCGGCAACAAGGUCCGGCCCCAAAUCCACCUGUCCGGUCGAGGAGUCGCCGAGACAGGAGCCACAGGACAGGACCAGGUGCUGAGAGGCCCAGGUGUAGGGAGACAUCAUCGGGGACAUCCCCCCGACGCAGCCGCUCCCGCCAGCAAGGUCCGGCCCCAAAUCCACCUGUCCGGUCGAGGAAUCGCCGUGACGGGGGCCACAGGACAGCAGCAAGUGCUGAGAGGCCCAGGCGGAGGGAGACAUCAUCAGGGACAUCCACCAGGAGCAACCGCUCCCGCCAGCGACGUCGCGCCUCAACUCAGACCUCGAAAAGCAGCAUGUAGUGUCAUCUUUUCUUUCUAGUCCUCCUGUUCUCUGCCAAAAGUGAAGGUGAGGAAGGUCAAUACAGGGACCUUGAGAUUUGCAGGUCUCUGAGAAAAGCGUAUUAGCUCUUGACAUUGCUAUUGGCAGGAAAGAAAUCUGUGCUAAAUACCUGGAUUUCUAUGUUACCACGUAUUAAGUGAGCAGUCACUUAAGGGUGUGGCUAAUUAAAAAUGGACACUUGUUCCUGCCUUUAGACUCAAACCUCAGAUGUUUCCCCACUGCUUCCCCUUGAUAGGGAACCACUCCUUAAUGGGUUUGGAUACAUUUAGGGAGACACCAAGAGCAAGGAGGCUCUUAGGGAAGCUGUCUUUGAAAAGGACAUGUGCUGUGUUGCUAUCCUUGAACAAUCUGAUUUCAGGAAAGCCAAAAGGAAGAAGAAAGAAGAGAGUGAGACAUUGCCUCAAGUGUCUGAAGACAUCGAUCGCGAUAUUGCUGCUGAUUUAAGAGACUUGUUUGGACUUUCAAAGAACAAACCAGAAAAAACGGAGGACUAUUGCUGCUGAUUUUAAAGACUUGUUUGGACUUUCAAAGAACAAACCAGAAAAAACUGAG
Molecule: messenger RNA, 2346 nt
Organism: Corvus hawaiiensis (hawaiian crow)
Lineage: Eukaryota; Metazoa; Chordata; Aves; Passeriformes; Corvidae
Product: serine/arginine repetitive matrix protein 2-like
Exons: 4
Coding region: 243-1754 (503 amino acids)
Source: RefSeq, a predicted model, not a curated record